Molecule: messenger RNA, 1585 nt
Organism: Ostrea edulis (European flat oyster)
Lineage: Eukaryota; Metazoa; Mollusca; Bivalvia; Ostreida; Ostreidae
Product: protein odr-4 homolog
Biological process (GO): intracellular protein localization
Cellular component (GO): endomembrane system
Source: RefSeq, a predicted model, not a curated record
AUGGCCGUCGACUGUGUACCACAAUGCACUUCACCGGUAGUUGAAGACCACGUGUGCACUUUCAUUUUCAAUGACGACGCAAUUAUGGGGAAAACAGUCGUAGCAGAUGAUCAGCCACAGAACUACAUCUACGAAGUUUUGAAGUCCGGAAAAUGGUGUAUCGGUUUGAUAAUUGGACAACUGACGUCACAGAGGGAUUUUGUAGUAAAACUUAUCCGCACACCAGAGCCUGUGGAGGAUGAUUGCAAGGACGAUGAGGAAUCGUCAUCACCAUCAAAGAAAAGAAGACGAAGCCGACCCGACAGUCUAAUGGGCGUAGACGAACAAUGGAUGGUGCUUCACGCAAAACAGGUCACUCGAAUGUUGCCUGGGGGAAUUGACGUCAUUGGACUCUUUGUGGUGGCUCCGCCUAAAAUGAUGCAGCAAGCGCAACCUAAACUACGUCAGAUGCUGUUUGCCAUCCAUAAAGCUCAGAAAAGAUCCUUUCCCAUCGAAAAUGACCAGACUAUUACAGACCGUGUUCUGCUUCAGGUUUGUUCAGAAACGAAAAAGUUUACUUGUCGUUCCUUGGACGUGUCUGACCCUAAAAGCGACUUAAAACCAGCUGACUGGAAAGUUCAGUCGACAGCAGAAUCCUGGCACAAGCUAGAGUCCCGUGUCAGUGUAAAUAUUCACGUCAACAUCCCGCAAAAAAACCAAGAUCAGCUGUUUUUUAAGCGGAUUCAGAGUGCCAUACUGCCUUAUUGCCAGAGAAUUCAGGAGAGUGUUGUGCUGAUAAAUGACCAGUUACGCAGCGGUCAGGAUCCACUCAGCUCAUCACAACCUGAGGGGAAGAGAGGUAAAGGGAGAAACACGGCCAUGAUGAAGAAAGAGACCAUGAAGGUCGAAUUUCUAACUCAGCUGGAAUCAAGCAUUUCAACAGCUCCAGUAAUCGAGGACUGCAGCUCACGCAUGACCAUUAAAGGCUGUAUAAGUUGUCGAGCCUUCGUACACUCCCGUUCAACAGUGGAUGAAGCAACAUAUGCAAUAAAAUCAGACUUCAUCCGAAGUUUAAUUAGUCGCUGUGAAUUACUUAGUGAGGACAUUGAUGUUAUUGAAGAGGACACAAAAGUCAAAGAACUUUACGAUACACCAGUCCGAGUAUUUGGAUGUAUUCCAGCAUCCUCCAUCGAAUUUUGCGAUUACAUGUUUCAGGAUGAAAAAAUUGAAGAGGUUACUGACAGAAUUAAGGAACUGCUUGAUGUCAUGGUAACAGAGAAUGAUCUUGACCUGUCAAGUGAAAAAGUGGCCACAGAAGACGACUGGUCAACAGCCCAAGAUUCCCCACCAGAAAAACUGACUGAUGAGAAUUUAGAAGUCCAAGCGAAAGAAAUUCCUAUGGGUGUAAUCAUCAGUGUGCUAGUGUUGAUUUUAGCUGUUGUGUUGUAUACUGUUAUAACUUAGGUUGUAACGGUCAACAAUGUCGAGUGUUCCGUGGCAUAAUUGAUAACCUUAUUCUGUAUGUAUGUGGAAAAAAUCUGUUCAGAUACUGAGCUGAUGUUACCUGUUAAAUGUUGUACUGUUACAAUAAAACUACACAAGUGUU